UGGCAACACUGGCCUCUACUUAACUUUAACAGUACUUCAUCAGUGAUACUGUUAACUUGAUACUAAUUCAAUUACGAAAGAAAGAAAAUAAUGAGCAGUAGUGAAAUUAUGGAUAAUGAAGAAAUAGUACAAUUGCGUAAGCUAAAAAGAGAACUUUUAAAAAAAGCGAUUCAAUUGAAAGACAAAUUAAAGGAUAUAGAAGAUAACAAACACCAACCGUUAAUUAAUUUCAAUAUCACACUACCUUCCGAUAAUGAGGAUCACAAACCAUCAAAACUGCAAUCUAUCAAAUACAAGGCUAAAUUAUGUGAGAUUGCAGGUCAAGUAACGGGAAUAACAUUUAAAGAUGUUAAUAAAAAAUGGUUACGCAACAAUAUUUUUAUUUAUUCAGCUAAAGUGAUAACAAAAACAAUUUCUUUGAAUCUUGAAUUGACAGUUUUCAUGGAUUUGGAUGAAUUUAAGAUUGACAAUAUAAUGUGCUAUUUUACAGACAUCGACGAUUGUUAUAUGCUUGAAAUAUCUCCUUGGUUUGAGAAGAUAACAAGUAUAAAAAACUUUUCUCUUCUUAUGUCUGCACUUUCUGAUUACAAUGAAAAUAACAUUUUUAGAUCUAAGAUUUUGAAUAGUUUAAAAACAAAGAAAUAUGCAAGUAUACGACAAUGUUUUCAAGAAGAUGGAGGUAUAUUAUUGCAUAUACACUCAUCUACAAAUACAAAAGAAAAUUAUGUAAUAUUCCGAUGGACAAUGAAAUUUUUGGAAGUAACAUGGCACAUUGAACAUUUUUUUACAGUAAAACCCACAGAUAGAGGAAUAAAAUUUUCCGAAGAAAAUCGAAUAUUAUUAAAAGAAUUUUGCGAAAUUAAUUUGACAAAGGACAAACUUGUGGGACUAUGGAAUAGAUUGUGCAUUGCCAUUGAUAAUUAUGCUAAAGGCAUAAAUACAUAAAAAAAUUUAUUUCUCCGAAUUUAAUAUUCACAGAGAAUAUCCAAUAUUUUCAUAUGAAUUAACAAUUUCAUCAUUUAUAUAAAAAGAUUAAAAGCACCUGAAUAAUAUCAAUAUCAAUAAAUAAAUAGUUUUAUAUAUAAAUAUAAA
This is a messenger RNA of Formica exsecta, 1092 nucleotides long. RefSeq lists its product as uncharacterized. The record is from RefSeq and is a predicted model, not a curated record. Lineage: Eukaryota; Metazoa; Arthropoda; Insecta; Hymenoptera; Formicidae. Bases 91 to 945 code for a protein of 284 amino acids. The transcript has 5 exons.